AUGGCUGGGUCCAGCGAGGCUUUGGUGCUGCACGUCCUGCUCUGCUGGCUCUGCCCAGGCGCUGCGAGCAUCCGGUGCAAGGGGCGCGUCUGGAUCGAGCCCGCUCCGGUGGUUCGGAUGGGCUCCAACAUCUCCAUCAGCUGCCAGUCCACCCUGGGCUGCCCUUCGCCCCAGCUCCUCAUCCUCCUCAACUACAGCCGCGCUGAGGGGACCGAGCAGACCCUGCCCGGCAGCCCCCUGCAGCUCCAGCUGCGCGAUUUUCGGAUGCCCUUCGCCACCGUCACCUGCUUCUCCCGCUGUGCCCACACCCAGCUGCACCGCCUGGUGUGCGGCACCGAGCUCCGGGCGGGCUACCCUCCGGACCCCCCCGGUAACCUGAGCUGCGCCAUCGCCGAGGGCUCGGAGCGCCUGGAGUGCGCCUGGGAUGCGGGACGGGACAGCCAGCUGCCCACCCGGCACAGCCUCCACCUGCGCAGGUGAGCAGGGGAUGAGGGGGAUGAGGAAGAAAAGAUCUUCCCUGCAGACUCACCUGUGCUGCUGCGAGAGCUUCACAAUGAGAGCCACUACUCGGUGUGGGUGCAGGCCAGCAACGUGCUGGGCACUGCCCGCUCGGCCCCUCGGCUCCUCAGCCUGCAGGAGCUCGUGGUCCCCACUCUGCCUGUGGUCAUCGGCGCCGAGACCUCGGAGAUGUCCCCUCCCUGCACCACCACACGCUGGAGGAGCCGGACACGGCUGCAGAACGUGCAGUGCCAGGAGAGGCACAGAGCCACGGGCACCCCAACAUGGCAUGUGGAGCCGUGUGACACAGCGGCACGGGAGGGUCCCCGCUGUCACCACGAGCUGCAGAGCGGCGCCGAGUUCGUGUUCCAGGUCCGGUGCCGGCUCAGCACCGCCCGCAGCCCCUGGAGCGCCUGGAGCCCCCCCUUCCUCUACAGCACCCCCGAGGCAGCCCCCGCCGCCCCUCCCGUUGUGUGGCGGCGCCUGGGUCCGGUCCUGCCCGACGGCAGCCACGAGGUGACGGUCUUGAUCAAGCCGCUGCCAGCCCGGGAUGCCCGCGGGAGGAUCCUGGGCUACGCCGUGGCCGCCGAGAGCCCCGAGGGAUCGGAGCUGCUGUGCCUCACCCCCGGCACGGAGUGCGCGGUCCUGGUGCCGCCGGGAGCCCGCAGCCUCCUCGUCACCGCCCGCAAUUCCAGAGGGAGCUCCAGCCCUGCCAGCAUCCCCCUGACCCGGGCAGCAGCUCGGGAAGAAUUCCCAGCACCACAGGCCGUGGAGGUGAAGCCUGAGAACCAGAGCAGGGUCCUGGUUCAGUGGCAGCCCCCCCAGCACAGCCAGAGCCCCCCACUCUGGUUCAUACUGGAGUGGGUUUCCAGCUCCCAGCACGGCCAGGGGGAGCAGUUCUUCUGGGAAAAAGUCCCACAGCAGGAAACACACACCUACAUCCAAGCAGAGGCAGCGGCAGGAGCUCCCCCCCGCGUGUCGCUGUUCGCGGUGUAUCCCGAUGGAAUCAGCGAUCCCAGCUCCAGCCCAGCCUCUCCUGAGGAGCCGCUCCUGGGCAGCGUCCACGGCGAGAUGUCCCAGGAUGAUGAUGUCGGAGUCUUCCUGGGACUGAGCCUCAGCGUGGUGGGAUUAUCACUUCUUUCUGCAAUUGUGAUGUUUAAAAAAUCAGUCAGAAAAAGGGUGAAGGUCACCCUCGUGUCCCUCUUGCCCAAGUGGCUGUUUGAAGACUUUCCCCACGUGGAGAACAGCAGCGUGGUGAGGUCACUCCAGGACAAGGCUGAUUUCCCCAGUCUCCAGGAGCCAUUCCUGGCCCCCGGCGAUCCCGCAGUCACGGAAAUCGAGCAGGUGCCGGCACAGGAGCAGCACGAGAGCCUGGACACCAAGGCCAGGGCAGAGAUUCCCGAGCACAAGGAGCUCCCCAGGAUUGUGGUGGAUCCCAGCAGCCUGGCCCUGGAGCAGCUCGGUUCCUACAAACCCCAGCUCUCCCACGGGAACGCUCCGGGUUACGUCGCCGCUGGAAUUCCCCAGGCACAACCGCCCGAAGAAAUCCCAGAACCAGAGAUGGGAAUCUUCUCCCAGGACUACACCAGCCCUGUCCCCCAGCUGUGGGAGCAGCAGGGAGGGACACCCCAGGUGUGUCUUCUGGAGAAAAUCCACCUGGUCCUGAACAGCAGCCAGGCAUUCCCAGUGCAGCCAGGACCUGGAUCCUUUCCGGAGAAGCCCUGGGAGCCCAGCGAUGUCCCCGAGCAGAUGCUGGUCCCCGAGGAGCUGCUGUCCUGCCUGAGAGGCGUGAGCAGGGAGGCUGUGGAUACAAAUACAGAAUGGGAGGGUUGUUCUGACGGGAGCUGGAACUGGGGGUAA
Molecule: messenger RNA, 2358 nt
Organism: Cinclus cinclus
Lineage: Eukaryota; Metazoa; Chordata; Aves; Passeriformes; Cinclidae
Gene: IL23R
Product: interleukin 23 receptor
Exons: 14
Biological process (GO): cytokine-mediated signaling pathway
Cellular component (GO): membrane; external side of plasma membrane
Molecular function (GO): cytokine receptor activity; protein binding
Source: RefSeq, a predicted model, not a curated record